Messenger RNA from Eleginops maclovinus (Patagonian blennie), 690 nucleotides. Its product is annotated as THAP domain-containing protein 3-like. Lineage: Eukaryota; Metazoa; Chordata; Actinopteri; Perciformes; Eleginopidae. Gene Ontology annotation, molecular function: sequence-specific DNA binding. The record is from RefSeq and is a predicted model, not a curated record.
AUGCAUUUUCAAAAACAGGAGAAGAAAUACUCCGAACAUUGUUGUGUUCCGCUUUGUUCGGCAUCAUCGAAAUGUAAUGGUAUUUUGAGUUUCCAUGGCUUUCCAAACCAUCCCGACCUGAGAAGACAGUGGCCGGUGAACAUACGUCGGGAUAGUUUCACCAUCUCCUCUCACACAAAGGUCUGCAGCAGACACUUUGCCGCCGAUCAACUCAUAGAGCCAACGACCCUUGAUGGUCGGAGAAGGCUUGAGCUUUUUCAAUGGAAUGGCUAUACCGUUGAAAAACCACGGCGUAAUGUGUGGCAGAGAACAGAGCGGCCCAUUGAACGAGUCCCUCCUGAGGAGCAAGAACAGCACACCGAUGGCACUAAGGAUAACGACUUAGUCCCUGAACCGUCUGCACUUGACAUGUCUGCAUCAGCUCCAAGAGACCUGUCCAAAGAAGUAGAGGAUCUGAGAAAGGAAAUACAGGCGUUACGUGUCCAGCGAGAGUUUGGCUUACAGCGGUUUGCUGGCUCCGACGCGGACAUCCGAUCAGUGUUGCCACAGUUACUUCGAAAAGCCAAAUGGAUCGAAAAACUCAGCCCAAAAUCGCCGGCUUCUUCAUGCGACGUAGCCGGCCGACAGCCGGCCGACUUCCGGCCCCCCCCCGGAGAUGAGUACGUCCCCCCCCCUCACCACCUUGACUAA